This is a messenger RNA of Trichobilharzia regenti, 1043 nucleotides long. The record is from the annotation of a GenBank genome assembly. Lineage: Eukaryota; Metazoa; Platyhelminthes; Trematoda; Strigeidida; Schistosomatidae.
AUGGAAUUUACUCUGGUGAUGAAAACCUACUUUGAAUAUAUACGUCAUAUCUUAUAUUUGCAGCUUUUCACUUGUCGAAUCGCUUCUGUACUGAUAGCUGGUGAAACGCGUAGAGAAUACAUUACAGCGCCUUACACAUUCGUUCGUGAUGUACUUCAUCGUUAUAUACCUCAGCUACACUAUUUGAAAACUCCUGUGGCAUGUGCAAGACGACUUAAAUCGCUUUUACUUAGCAAAGGUCCCGAAUGGGUUUCUGGGAAGUUACUUUUUUCUCGUGUUUCAAGCCGUCCAGAUUGGCAGUUGAAGUAUAAUUAUGGGAGGGAUAAGUGGCGUAUUAUGUGCAAAGAGGAAACGGAAAGUGCCAGAUCUGUUUUUAUGGAAUUAGUGCAUAAUAUAAUCAGUACAUUCAUGCCUCAAAUUUUGGUGAGGUUGAGUUGCCUCGCUGUGGGAAAGCGCGGAAAUCGUGCAAAUAAAGAUUUUGAAAAACCAACCAAUCAAGGGAUAGAAAAGCUUAUGUCUAUUGGUUCAAGUCGAGCAGAAAUGGAGUCUUCUUAUGAUCUCAUACCUUUGUAUGACCCUUCUGAUCAAAAUGGACUACCUGAAGUUGGAAACGAUCGUCUAAUGAUUGUACUGUAUACGAUGUAUAACUUCAUUUUAAAAUUCAUAGUUCAGUGGAAUACUCAGAAAUAACUUGAUUAACAUCUUACCUAUUUCUGAGUGUACAAGAUAUGCUUUUUCUAAUUAACCCCCAGGGGCUGAAUAUAUAAAAAGUCACUCGCACAUGCCAUAACCGAAACAAACUUGGUUGUAUAUGAAUGCCUGUGUAAUGAAUUGAAAUGAUACACGCUGCUGAAUUCUGAACAAAAUAACUUUCUCAUAUCUUCUCUUUUCUCCCUACACUAAAUAUAACUGAAGAAAAACAAAAUAUCAAAACUUAUGUAAAUUAGAACCACUUGCAAUGAUAUGUACUUCUAAGUUUCUCUUUGAUAACUUAUUUGCUUCAUUUUAAAGUACUUAAACUAUUAAAUACAACUUAAUUGAAU